AUAUUAUAAAAAAAAUAAAAAAUAAAUAAAAUAUUGGUAAUUUAACUCUAGCUAACUCUUGGCUCUAUAAAUGAAGGAUUAAGGAGAUUGUGCAAGCAGAAAAGUAGCAAACCAUGGCGAUUGAAGGUCCUUUAUUCUUCUUCGCCGUCUUCUUCCUAGCCUUUGCCUUGGCAAGCACUACUGAAGCUGUGAAGCCGAGUCAUUAUUCAAUGCCAUUUAACAGAAGCAGUUUUCCGGCCGAUUUCGUAUUCGGAGCUGGUUCUUCAGCUUACCAGUGUGAAGGAGCAGCACUUCUUUAUGGAAGAGGACCGAGUAUAUGGGAUACUUUCACUAAAAAACAUCCAGAAAAAAUUUCAGACGGAAGCUCAGGGGUCAAAGCUGAUGAUUUUUAUCAUCGUUACAAAGAGGACAUUAAACUGAUGAAAAAGAUUGGUCUAAACACUUUCAGAUUCUCCAUUUCGUGGUCCAGAGUACUGCCUACUGGAAAAGUUAAAGAGGGAGUGAACCAACAAGGGGUUCGAUUCUAUAAUAAUCUAAUCAAUGAGCUCCUUUCGAAUGGAAUAAUACCCUUUGUGACACUCUUUCAUUGGGAUUUGCCACAAGCUCUUGAAGAUGAAUAUGGUGGAUUUCUAAGUGAGAAGAUUGUGGAAGAUUAUCGAGAAUAUGCAGAUUUUAUCUUCAAAACAUUUGGUGAUCUGGUCAAGCAUUGGGUCACUAUAAAUGAACCAAGUAUUUUUACAGUGUACGGAUACAAUGGAGGUAAUUUUGCACCUGGCAGAUGUUCAAACUACGUCGGAAAUUGUACCGCCGGAGAUUCUGCCAAAGAGCCCUACAUUGUUGGCCAUCAUUUACUUUUUGCUCAUGCAGCUACUGUGAAGUUGUACAGAGAAAAGUAUGAGGUAUCUCAAAAGGGAAGAAUUGGAAUUACAUUAGUGACGAGAUGGUUUGAACCCAAAUAUAAUACUGAUGCCAACCGCAAAGCAGUCUCUAGAGCCCUGGAAUUCAAUUUAGGAUGGUUUUUGCAUCCUAUUACAUAUGGCAACUAUCCCCCAACCAUGAGAUCCUUAUUGGGAAGUCGGCUGCCCAAGUUCACUAAGGCCCAAUCUAUCACUCUGAAAGGCUCGAUCGAUUUUCUUGGCAUGAAUUAUUACACUGCAAAUUAUGUUCAACACACAAAUUCCAAUCCAGUCAACCAUAGCUAUUUCACUGAUAUUCAAGCUACUAUUACAACCCACAAAGAUGGAGUCUCUAUUGGUGGACCGUUUGAAAUUGUAUCACAAACUGCUGUGAGUUGGCUUUUUGACUAUCCAAGAGGAAUUAGAGAGCUCAUGUUGUAUAUAAAGAAUAACUACAAGAAUCCGCCAGUUUAUAUUACUGAAAAUGGUUUUCCUGAGGCAAAUAAUAGCACACUGCCUGUGAAGGAGGCCCUCAAGGAUAGUAGAAGGAUAAAAUACCUCCAUGGCCAUCUCCUAUAUCUUUCAAAAUCCAUCAAGGAGGGUGUAAAUGUGAAAGGAUAUUAUGCAUGGGCAUUCCAUGACAAUUUUGAAUGGGCUUCUGGCUAUACUAUUCGGUUUGGCCUCACUUACAUAGACUUUAAAAACAAUUUGAAAAGAUACCUCAAGUACUCAGCUUAUUGGUUGAAAAUGUUCCUCCUCAACUGAAAUAACAUUUGUAAUAUUUGAUCCACCCGGCCUGCCCCGCCUCGUUUGUAAAAUGAAUAAGCGGAAUGUUUAAAUGUUUGAUAAUAUUUCUGCGGUAUUAUUAAUCUUUUAAUUAAGACGAUAUUUCUAUUUUAUAUUUUUAUGUAAGA
This is a messenger RNA of Ziziphus jujuba (common jujube), 1810 nucleotides long. RefSeq names its product vicianin hydrolase. Bases 114 to 1661 code for a protein of 515 amino acids. The transcript is spliced from 13 exons. Gene Ontology annotation, biological process: carbohydrate metabolic process. The record is from RefSeq and is a predicted model, not a curated record. NCBI's taxonomy places the organism in Eukaryota, Viridiplantae, Streptophyta, Magnoliopsida, Rosales, Rhamnaceae. Gene Ontology annotation, molecular function: beta-glucosidase activity.